This is a messenger RNA of Ceraceosorus bombacis, 1320 nucleotides long. The record is from the annotation of a GenBank genome assembly. NCBI's taxonomy places the organism in Eukaryota, Fungi, Basidiomycota, Exobasidiomycetes, Ceraceosorales, Ceraceosoraceae.
AUGUCUCACGGCUAUGCCGAAGGCAUCGCACGAGGCUAUCGCAACUCUCUCCUCUCCAGCUCCGUCUUUGCCUCGCUUGCACAGUGCGAGACUCUGGACGACCUCAGAAUGCAACUUUCGACCACGGAUUAUGGCAAUUUUUUGGCCGAUGUGCCUGGUCAGCUCACUACGAGCAUCAUGGCUGAGAGGGCGACCAACAAGAUGGUGGCAGAAUUCGAAUACCUGCGAGGCAACGCGAGCGGAGAUCUGGCUAAAUUCCUAGAUUACUUGACGUGAGCUUUCAAUUCUCGACUCUCGCCCUGAAAGUGUCCCGCUUACCCUCCAAUCCUGCGCAAUCACGUCAGGUACGCGUACAUGAUCGACAACCUUAUCCUUCUCAUCACCGGUACUUUGCAUGAGAGGGACACACACGAGCUGCUUGAGCGAUGUCAUCCACUGGGCUACUUCGAGAGCAUGCCGGCGCUCUGCGUAGCCGGAACGGUAGAGGAGCUUUACAACGCUGCUAUUGUGGAAACACCUUUGGGUGAGUGUCGUCGUGUGCAGCAUGACCAAUGGCAGAGCACUGACAUGCGUCCUCAUCCUGCACCAGCUCCCUACUUCCGCAACUGCCUCUCAGCCGCUGACUUGGACGACUUGAAUAUCGAGAUCAUCCGGAACACGCUCUAUAAGGCUUAUCUGGAAGAUUUCUACCAAUUCUGUGAAGGCCUGGGGUAAGUUUGGCCUGGCCUUGCGAGGCCCUUGAAAUUUAAAGCUGAUGCCUGGCUGUAUGAACUGUAGGGGUCAGACUGCCGAGUCCAUGACCACGCUUCUCUCUUUUGAAGCAGACCGUAGAGUGCUUAACAUCACUUUGAACUCCUUUGGCACCUCGCUCUCAAAGGAAGAGCGAGCUCGACUUUUCCCGUCUGUUGGACGUCUCUAUCCCGCGGGCAACAACAUCCUCGCUCGCGCAGACGAUGUGGAACAAGUCAAAGGAGUAUGUGAAAUGGUGCCAGAAUACAGGAGCUUUCUGGACGGUCCAGGCGCCGGAGGAGAGGCCAAUGCUGAGGGGCUUGAGGACAGGAUGUUCAAGGAGGAGACGAGAUGUGAGCAGAAAGCGUUACGAUGGUGAUGAUCUCCUUGUCGGACCGCGCUGACACCAACGCCGCCUCAAAAGUGAACCGCAUUGAGACCAUCUGCCAAUUUCAGUUCGGAAUCUUCUACAGCUGGCUCAAACUCAAGGAGCAUGAAAUCAGGAGCAUCACUUGGAUUGCGGAAUGCAUUGCGCAGGGUGUGCGAGGUGAGCAGACGUUUCGGCAGUACCCCGCAUUUAUCGAGCACUAA